Molecule: messenger RNA, 5015 nt
Organism: Scylla paramamosain (green mud crab)
Lineage: Eukaryota; Metazoa; Arthropoda; Malacostraca; Decapoda; Portunidae
Gene: pea
Product: ATP-dependent RNA helicase DHX8-like
Biological process (GO): mRNA splicing, via spliceosome; spliceosomal complex disassembly
Cellular component (GO): intracellular anatomical structure; catalytic step 2 spliceosome
Molecular function (GO): RNA binding; RNA helicase activity; ATP binding
Source: RefSeq, a predicted model, not a curated record
AACUCUAUACCAGUCCUUCUUACACUGGUGAUUCUACUUUUUUCUUGGUUGUUUUUAUGGGAUUCAUGCUAGUGAUGAGAUUUCUGGUUCUUUCUAUAGAGCUGGUUUGUUUGACUCCAUUCACUCAAGAGAGUGAGUUUUUGGCUCCUAAAGAGCUCUUUGUUUAGUACUGCAUUGAUUUAGAAUAAAUUGGACAGUAUCUUGUAAUGUGACUAAUUUUAGUUUCUCCAAUAUUUUUCAACUUUGAACAUAUAAAGUAAUUGUGAGUGCCAAUCAUUUCAUUUACCAUCACUUAUCUCUCUGUGUAUGAUGGCUUAUGACUGUGGGUAAGGAACAAAGGAGUCAGCAUAGUGAAAGCUAAUGAGUCCAAUACAUGACAGGCUAUGGUCUGCUACAGGACAAGCAUCACUGACAAGUAUCAUAUGGCUGAGAAGACCAAAAAUCUGCUGCUUUAAUCAAAUAUGGCAACUCUGAUGAUGCCUUUUGAUCUGGGUAUCUGUGUCAUGGUUAACAAAAUAAAUGUGAACAUCUUAGAACUUUACUUUAUUUAAAAAAAGCUAAUGGCUCAUGCAAAUUUCUCUCAAAAGGGAGCCAGCUCCUAUCUUUCAUUUGAAAAACCCUGCUCUAUGAGCUGGAUUGUUCACAAAUGACUCGUCACUAAUUCACAUGAAUUUGAGGCUUAUUUCCAUCAGAAAUACCAAUUUUUCCUAUUCCCUCCCCUCCCUUGACCCACUGGCAGAAAGGACUGGAAAAUAAGAUUUCUAACAAAAAUGAGGCCUAAAUUAAAUUAAUGAUAAAAACAACCCAGAAAAAAAGUAAAAUCAUUAACGAUACAUUAAGCCUAACUUAACUAACCUAACCUAACCUAACCAAACCAAACCAAACCAAACCAAACCAAAUCUAACUUAACUUCAUUAACUUAACCUUAUCUAAUAUAACCUUAACCUAAUCUAACCCAACCAACCUAACCUAACCUAGUAAUGUGCAUACCUUAUUAGUUUUCAUUGUUGCUGGAAUUGUCAGCUGAAGGUAAGGGAACUAUGGCUGGCAUAACCCAUGAUUUCUUAGACAUUUUAAUGAAGACACGUUAUCCUUGUAGGAUACCUUGAUUAUAUCAUGGAUAGUAUAAUUAUAUUAUGUGGAGUAGGAACGCACCUCACACAGAGUUUGGCCAUCGUAUAACUGAUAUUUCAAAUCUGCCUCCACAUAGGGUGGCAUUUGUGCAUGUGCAGCAUGAGAGGCAAUCACAUAUGAUUGGGUACCAAAAAAUAAAUAAAAUGUGAUUGGAGCAUUCAUUAUUAGUGUUGAAGAAGGCCAGUAGGUGGCAGCAGUGUUGACUGUGAAGAGAUGCAAGCUAAACAGGUCUGCCAUGACAGCUCUUCUGUGUGGGCCAAAUAAUAAUUGAAAAAUUCCUUGCUUGAAAACUAUUAGCUUGCAACGGAAAGACUAUAGAAUAAGUGUCUUACAAAAGUCUCAAUUAUCAUAAGAACCAGUCAAAAAAGCCAGGCUGAGUUCAUCAUUUCCCUUGCUGAAGCCAACAAACGCCUUGACAAAUUCAAGAAAGCACUUGAAGAAAAUGGAGGAGACCAGUUUGCGGAUUCGUUUGUGGAGAGCCUGUGGCGGCUGAUCCAGCACAUGAUGCCAUCUCUGACAUCUUCCUCCACUAUAAGUAUUAAAGAAGAUGAUAAACCUAAAACAGAAAAGGAUAAAAAAAGAGAAAUGUUGCCUUUUCUAGCUUUGCCUAAUGAUCCCAAGGUCAUUCAUAUGUUGGAUGAUGAACUCAAACCUCCAGUCAAAGUUAAAGAAGAGAUAAGUCAAAAAAGUAAAAUCAAAGAAAAAGAAAGGGAGGAUGAAUGGAAUAGUCAUAAAUGGAAGAAAAAUGAGAAGGAACUUGAAAAGGCUGAACUGAAGAGGGAAAAAAUCACAAAGAAGGAGUCUGAAACAGAGAUGGAUGAUCUGAUGGCCUUUUUAGAGUCUCAUGCUCCAUCAAAGCAGACAGAAAAGGCAAGCAAUCAGGCCAAGGAGAGAAAAAGGAGGCUGAGUCGCAGUCACAGCAGAGAGCGCAGGAGAUCCAGGAGCCCCAGGAAACACAAGAGGAAGAGGGAACGAAGUCACAGCCAUGGAAGGGAAAGACGAAGAAGCCACAGCAGAGAAAGACGAAGCCGCAGCAACAGUAGGGAGAGAAGAGAUGAUGGCUAUGAGAAGAGGCAUGGUAGAGAGAAGCAUGGGAACAGAAAGGAUCGACACAGGAGGGACAGAAGUCGAUCACUCAGCAAGGACGGCCACAGAAGUAGAAGUCAAGUUAGAAAUAGUCACAGCACAAGCAGUAGAGACAUGUUUAUCAGCCGUCCUCCAGAUGAAAAUCCAGUUGUGGGAAAGGUUUAUGAAGGGAAGGUAACAAACAUCUUAAACUUUGGAUGCUUUGUUCAGCUGGAAGGGCUGCGGAGGAGGCUGGAAGGCCUUGUGCAUAUUUCACAGCUGCGGAGAGAAGGACGUGUCACUAAUGUAUCAGAUGUAGUUGUUCGGGGACAAAAAGUGAAGGUGAAGGUGCUGUCAUUCACAGGACAAAAGACUUCCCUCUCAAUGAAGGAUGUCAAUCAGGAGACAGGAGAAGACCUCAACCCCAAUGUAGCACCUGUAGGGAUUAGCAACAUGGAGGAAGACUCUAUGAGAAAUCCAGACAGGCCUAUGUCUCUCAUGGAACUAACUAAAGGUACUGAUGAAGAAGAUCUUGCAACAUACAAGAGAGUCAACCGAAUCUCCUCUCCUGAACGCUGGGAGUUGAAGCAGAUGAUGGCAGCAAACUGUAUCAGCAAGUCAGAAAUGCCUGACUUUGAUGAGGAGCAGGGAGUGAUGGGUGGUGAAGAUGAUGACGAAGAAGAUGUGGAGAUUGAGCUGGUAGAAGAAGAGCCUGCAUUUUUGCGAGGUUAUGGCAGAGUGAGGGAAGAACUGAGUCCAGUCAGGAUAAUGAAAAAUCCUGAUGGGUCCUUAGCUCAAGCAGCUAUGAUGCAGAGUGCCCUAGCUAAAGAAAGAAGAGAAGUCAAGAUGGCCCAGAGGGAAAGUGAAAUGGAUUCUCAACCUUCAAAUCUUGGGCAAAACUGGAAUGAUCCUCUUCCUGAGAUCCAACGCAGUGAUUCUGCUAUGUCCCGGGGCUUGACAUCUCAGCAGCAAGAAGUACCUGAAUGGAAGAGACACAUCACAGGUGGAACCAGAGGAUCAUAUGGAAAGAAAACAAAUAUGACUAUAUUGGAGCAGCGGCAAAGCCUACCCAUUUAUAAACUAAGAGAUGAACUAAUUAAAGCCAUAGAUGGUAAUCAGAUUCUCAUUGUUGUAGGAGAAACUGGCUCAGGAAAAACCACUCAGAUUACCCAGUAUUUGGCUGAGGCAGGAUUCACUGCCAAGGGCAAAAUAGGCUGUACUCAGCCUAGGCGAGUGGCUGCCAUGUCAGUUGCAAAAAGAGUCUCUGAAGAAUUUGGUUGUCGACUUGGUCAAGAAGUUGGUUACACCAUCCGUUUUGAGGACUGCACCAGCUCAGAGACAGUUAUAAAAUAUAUGACAGAUGGUAUGUUGUUGAGAGAGUGCCUCAUUGACCCAGACAUGUCAAGCUAUGCUUGCAUCAUGCUGGAUGAAGCUCAUGAAAGGACUAUUCAUACUGAUGUAUUGUUUGGUCUUCUGAAACAGGCAGUAGCCAAGAGACCAGAACUAAAACUGAUUGUUACUUCAGCUACUUUGGAUGCUGUAAAAUUUUCUGAAUACUUCAACCAGGCCCCAAUCUUCACUAUACCUGGACGAACAUUUCCUGUUGAGAUUCUGUACACACGAGAGCCAGAAACAGACUACCUAGAUGCAGCCCUCAUCACUGUCAUGCAGAUCCACCUGUCUGAACCACCUGGAGAUAUUUUAGUUUUUCUCACAGGCCAAGAGGAGAUUGACACUGCUUGUGAGCUGCUGUAUGAACGAAUGAAAGCACUUGGAAGUGAUGUGCCUGAGCUUAUAAUCCUGCCUGUCUAUUCAGCUCUCCCUUCAGAGAUGCAAACCAGGAUCUUUGAGCCUGCACCUCCAGGAUCCAGGAAGGUAGUGAUUGCUACAAACAUUGCUGAGACAUCCCUCACCAUUGACGGCAUUUAUUAUGUUGUGGAUCCAGGAUUUGUGAAGCAGAAAGUUUACAAUCCCAAGACAGGAAUGGAUUCGCUGAUGGUGACACCAGUGUCUCAGGCAGGAGCUAAACAGCGAGCAGGUCGUGCAGGACGCACUGGGCCAGGCAAGACAUACCGGCUCUAUACUGAGAGGGCUUACAGAGAUGAGAUGUUACCCACAAGUGUACCAGACAUCCAAAGAACUAACUUAGCAUCAACAGUUCUACAGCUGAAGGCAAUGGGAAUUAAUGAUCUUCUGGGUUUUGACUUUAUGGACCCUCCACCCACAGAUGCCAUGGUUAUGGCUCUAGAAACACUUCACUCUCUCAGUGCCCUGGAUGAUGAAGGACUGCUAACUCGACUGGGGAGACGAAUGGCUGAGUUUCCCCUUGAGCCCAACCUUGCCAAAAUGUUGAUCAUGUCUGUUCACUUACAGUGCUCAGAUGAGAUCCUUACCAUUGUCUCCAUGCUGUCUGUACAAAAUGUAUUCUACAGGCCAAAGGAGAAACAAGCUCUAGCUGACCAGAAGAAAGCAAAGUUCAAUCAGGCAGAAGGGGAUCACCUCACUCUACUGGCUGUUUACAAUUCUUGGAAGAACAACAAGUUUUCAAAUGCUUGGUGCUAUGAAAAUUUUGUCCAAAUGCGAACAUUGAAGAGGGCACAGGACGUGAGGAAGCAGCUAUUGGGCAUUAUGGACAGACACAAGUUGGAUGUAGUAACAUGUGGCAAGAAUGUUGCUCGUGCACAGAAGACUAUCUGUUCAGGAUUCUUCAGAAAUGCUGCCAAGAAGGAUCCACAGGAAGGUUACCGGACUCUGGUUGAUUCACAGGUGGUCUACAUUCACCCAUCAUCAGCUCUUUUCAAUCGACAACCUGAAUG